AUGUUGAAAACCGCCCUGCGACAGCGGGUUGUCCGCCGGUCCUUUCUUCAGCGAAGAUGGGCGUCGACAGAGGGGACCGAGCAACCAUUUCCUCCGGACAACGAGUGGUCCCAUCCUCCCACCAACGCCACGGUAUCAGACGAGGAGAUACACCGGCUAGCAGCGAAGCCUCGCCGCCCACUGACCCUCGCAGACCUGGUCAAACAUGGCAAACCGCCGCUUCGAGACGCUGCGCUCCUCUCGUCCGCCAACUUCACCUUGUCGCUCCUGCCCGCCCGUCUCGCACAUCGUAUUCAGGCCCUCCGGAAUCUUCCCUUCAUCGUGGUCUCGAACCCGAAUGUGUCCAAGAUAUACAACAACUAUCUGCACUCGCUCUCUACGCUCGAGCCAUUCUACAAGAAGCCAAUCGAGACGAUUGAAGAUGAGAGGAAAUUCACAGAUGCCAUGGCGGAUCUCGUCCGGACGCAUUCUAACACCAUUCCCAUCCUCGCACAGGGGUUCUUGCAAUGUCGAAAAUACAUCGAGCCCGCCGAAGUCACCCGGUUCCUGGACCAGCAUCUGCGUGCCCGGAUCGGCACCAGACUGCUGGCUGAACAGCACCUGGCCUUGCACAUGGCGUCAACGGCCGAUGCAAUCAAGGAGAAACCUGACCCCACCCACGUCGGAGUCAUCGACCUUGCCGUCAAACCUGCAGACAUUGUGCGCCGUUGUGAAGGGUUUGUAGCCGAGGUGUGCGAAUACAAGUAUGGGGUGCGCCCGUCGCUAGUGAUGCAGGGAGACCAGGCCGCAGAAUUUGCGCACAUUCCCAUGCACCUCGAGUACAUCAUCACAGAGCUCUUGAAGAAUGCAUUCCGCGCGACGAUCGAGAGCGGCAACGAGAAGGAAGCGAUCGAAAUCACGAUCGCGUCCGCGCCCGACGUGGCCAUCACGAAGCUCGAAUCUCUCAAGAAAAUGUCGGUGAGCAAGGAGAACUCGUACGACUUCUCACAGGAGGGGUUGGAGGAGUAUUGCUCCGACGCCGAUGAUCCCAUGGGGCCACUCCAUUCGGCCGUCCCGUGUAUAACAUUGCGGAUACGUGACCGUGGAGGAGGCAUCCCGCCCGAAGCUCUUCCCAACAUUUGGUCCUAUAGUUUCACCACCUUCAACAAUGAAGAGGCCGCCGCGGCCACCGACGGCAGUCUUGGCAGCGAAGAUGACUCGGGCCUAGGCGUCCUCUCGAGUACCGGAGCAGAUCAGUCCUCCAUCGCAGGGUUGGGAUACGGAUUACCCCUCUCGAGAGCCUACGCCGAGUAUUUCGGCGGAGGCAUUGCUGUGCAGAGUAUGUAUGGCUGGGGCACGGACGUGUAUCUGACGCUGCAAGGUAUUGCGAGUACUAAGGAAAUCAAGGAAGCUCCGACUGGGUUUGAGGAGCUCCAAACGGAAAGGGAGAAGGAAGAGCAGAAGGAGUAA
This is a messenger RNA of Cladophialophora carrionii CBS 160.54, 1449 nucleotides long. RefSeq lists its product as uncharacterized. Lineage: Eukaryota; Fungi; Ascomycota; Eurotiomycetes; Chaetothyriales; Herpotrichiellaceae. The transcript is spliced from 2 exons. Gene Ontology annotation, cellular component: mitochondrion. The record is from RefSeq and is a predicted model, not a curated record. Gene Ontology annotation, biological process: protein phosphorylation; regulation of glucose metabolic process. The coding region runs from base 1 to 1449 and encodes 482 amino acids. Gene Ontology annotation, molecular function: pyruvate dehydrogenase (acetyl-transferring) kinase activity.